AUGGCAGACCAAGUUACUGAGAAGCCCGACGUCGCGGCACCCGCGCCCGAAGGCCAGGACGCUUCCGCUACCGAACCCAAACCAGACCAGCAGGAAAUGGGCAAGGACGGUGAAGCCAAGACGGGAGAUAAGAAAGAAGAACCUGCAAAGGACGAUCGCGAGUCGAAAGAAGAAGAGCAGAAGCCUGCCGCCGAGGAGGACAGCGAGAUGCCUGAUGCUGGCGAAGCUUCUAUGCUCGACGCAGACCAGUCUCUGGCUGACACGACCGCGAAUAAGACUCCCGCAAAGGCGAAUAACAAUCGGCGGAAGUCGACUGGCGCCAAGAAAUCCGGUGGCAAGAAGGGCGCGAAAGCCAAGGUCUUCUACCUGGACGCGAAGCCUGGUGACCACUUCCUGGUCAAGCUCAAGGGCUACCCUGAUUGGCCCGCCGUUGUGAUUGAUGAGGAGAUGCUUCCUGAUCAGCUCAAGGCGAACCGACCCACGACAGCGAAACAAGCUGACGGAAUGUACAACGAGAACUACGCCGAUGGCGGUAAGCGCGUCGGCGAUCGGAAGUUCCCUGUCAUGUACCUGCACACGAACGAGUUUGGCUGGGUUGUCAACACCGAUUUUCAAGGGCCGCUGACGGCCGAAAUUGCCGAAGAGACAAUCAACAAGGGCACCAAGCUUCGCAAGGAUCUUAGGGCCGCCUUCGAACUGGCCGUCGAGCAGCAUGAUCUGGACCACUACAAAGAGGUCCUGGACGCUCACAAGCAAAUGAUGGAGGAGGACGCGGCCAUCAAGGCUGCUGCUGCCGCUACUCCCAAGAAGAGCAAAAAGAAGGGCAAUGGCGACGACGACGUCGACAUGGCGGAUAGCGUCAAGAGCAAGACGAAGAAGCGCAAGGCCGAAGACGAGACUCCGCAGCGCAGCGAUUCCGUCAAAAAGCCCAAGAUCAAGCUGAACACGUCGACCAACACACCCAAAGCCAACAAUGGCUCGGCAGCCAAGGAUAGCUCAGCUAAGAAGACGAAGCAAAAGAAGGGCGACAAGAAGGACGGUCCUCAGGACACGCCCGAGGAGCGAUUGGCUCGCAAGCAAAAGGAAGUGUUGUACCUCCGCUACAAGCUUCAGCGUGGACUUCUGUCCAAGGAUGCGCCGCCCAAGGCGGAGGAGAUGAAAUCAAUGGCUGAGUACAUCUCGAUGCUCGAGAAUAUGCCCAAGCUCGAGGCUGUGGUCAUCAAGGAAACGAGGAUCUACAAGGUGAUGAAGCAGAUCAUCAAGCUGUCCACCAUCCCUCACGAGGAGGAGUACCAGUUCAAGAGCCGGUCGCAGAAGCUGCUUGACGGCUGGAAUAAGACCCUGGCCAGCGACGAGUCUUCGGCAAAUGGUGUCAACGGCGCAAAGGAGUCCCCCACUGAGGAGAAGACAAACGGCGAAAAGACCGAUGCGAGCAAGGAACCUAAGGAGCCUGAGAAGUCUGCCGAUGAUGCGGAGAAGGCCGACUCCGCGCAGCCUGAGUCGGAGAAGACCCUGUCCGUGCAGCCCAAGUCGGAGAGGACCCUAUCUGCACAGCCCGAGUCGGAGGCGGAGAAGAAGGAGGACAGCGAGACGAAAGCAGAGGCGAGUACCGUCGAGGCCACGGCGUAG
Emericellopsis cladophorae is the source of this 1629-nucleotide messenger RNA. RefSeq names its product PWWP domain. NCBI's taxonomy places the organism in Eukaryota, Fungi, Ascomycota, Sordariomycetes, Hypocreales, Bionectriaceae. The record is from RefSeq and is a predicted model, not a curated record. The coding region runs from base 1 to 1629 and encodes 542 amino acids. The transcript has 4 exons.